Aedes albopictus (Asian tiger mosquito) is the source of this 1701-nucleotide messenger RNA. RefSeq names its product proton channel OtopLc-like. The transcript is spliced from 2 exons. The record is from RefSeq and is a predicted model, not a curated record. Lineage: Eukaryota; Metazoa; Arthropoda; Insecta; Diptera; Culicidae. Bases 1144 to 1626 code for a protein of 160 amino acids.
UCUGGAAAACGGGUCAGUCAGUAUCGUCGUGGUUCUGCUCCGAGUAGCAUUGGCAGCAUCUCAGCUUUGUUCCCCUAGUUCGAGUUAGUGUGGCUGACGAUUUUUUUUUUCUUCAAUCGGUUCUGUCUGCCACUAUUUCAGGAUAGAUAUGUUGUAGCAGAGGGUCGCCGUUUGGGUGAAUCGGUCCUUUGAAGUGCCAGUGUCGAGUGUGUUGCCCACAGAGAUUUAGUUCAGUUCCAGUCAAGGAUCCUCCAAGUUGGCCGAGUUGAGGGUGGAAGCAAAAAAGUGGAUUUACUGCCGAGGUCGUUUGGGACGGUUUUGGAUUGAUUUGGAGGGAAGCAGUUCGGUUGGGGCCGGAAGCCCCCUAGGGCACCGUUGGGGGUGUCGUGUUGUGGAAAAUGCAAUUGUCGGCUGUGCAUAAUUGAGUUUUCUCCGCCACCCGGAUAUGGGAAAGUUGUUGGCGGCUGUGGUGGAAUUUUGUGUCGAUAUCGGUGCAUGUGAGUUCAUAUUUUGAAAAUUAAAUUGCGGUGGUGGAGCAGCAGAUGAAAAUUUUGUCCUCGUAGGAAGAAAAUCUAGUAAAAGCGCCCCAAAGGGGAGAGGAAAGAUAACUGGCUGAAGGUGAAGAGAGGGCGGUGGUCCAAGGAGUGUACUACGAUAGUACUACAGACGGAUGUAGUGAAAACGUCGGAGUCUGGGAACUCGGCGGAUAUCGCUCCCGCUCUGCUUGGAAACGGUAGUGUCUAUCGGGGUUAUUCGAUGAUACGAGGACUAUGACGACGACUUUCUCCGGAUUUGCAGUGCGAUAAGCACACACAGAUAAGCCAAGGCGGAACACAGUCGAAGCAGCCAGGAAGUGAAAGCUGAACAGCAGUUAAUCAAGUGUGAGGGAGCAAUGUGUUUGUGACGUCAGUGAUAACAGGAAAAGUGUGAAGACUCACACAAGUGUGGGUGCGUAAGGACAUCUCGGACGCGCGCUAUGUUCGAAUGCCGGUCCUUCCAUUCCAUCUGUGGCUCGUUUCAUUCACCGGAUCUACGAGCGUACAACCGUGCAUUACUCUCAUCACACCACCCUCGACCGGAGUCGAGUCAAGUGAAAGUGCAAUAAUUCGUUCUGUUUCGAAAUAGUGCAAACCCAAACCCAAAAUGGAUAGUUCACCGGAUUUAUCGUUGAAGCUUCGUCGCGGAUCGAGCGACUCCCGCGAUUCGUUCUACAUGGACUUUGCCCAGGGUAUCGACUCGGACAUCGAAGAUGUCGUGACCCAGGCUUCGGGAGGUGCUCCCCACAGUUGCCAAACACCGGUGGGGACCGUCACGACUCCGAACACCCUGGUUCCCAUCACCACAAGCAGCACCACCGCCAGUAUACCGGACGUUACGGUUAUGUCCGCUUGCGGUACUAGUCAUUCGGGAACCGUUGUGAUUCCUGAAGAUCCCGAGGAUUUAGAUGAUGACAUGGAAGAGAUGGAACCGGUGCCACCGCCGAUGCCAGAGUUGGGAGAUCACCCGAUUCCUUCGGUCGCCGCUGGGAUGGAUAUGCCGUUGCCACCGCUACCGACGCUGGACAUAGACGACAGGUUAGUAAACGCAUCCCACUCUCUUCUAAUAAAAAUCAUCGUGACACAGUGAACACAAUUGUUUCAAAUGGUCAAGGGCAGAUGGUUUCGACCUUCUGAAGCAUGUAUUAUUUCAAACUGGUCGGUA